GUUCAAACAAUAUACGCCACAUAAAAACAUGUUCAAAUGGUGCCUCUCUGGUAGAACGAGGCACCGCCAGUGUUUAUAUUAACUGAAUUGAAAGACUUUUUAUUAACUAUACCUGUGUUUAGAGUGAGAUUAAACCAGUUAGGGAAAAGUUCAAUUGUGGUUUGAGAAUAAGAUUCAUUUGGUAGAACGUAUUUACAUACUCUCAGGAUUUAAAUUGUGGAUUGAGCAGUACAACCAACAAUAUUAUAUCACUCGAAUUCAUGUUGUUAACACCAAGGAAACUAUUUGGAGCCCAAUUUGGAAUCAUACGAAUCCAGCGUCCACUAAAUCCGGGUGUAAAAUCACUGUCACGCAAAGAACUGGGGUUAAAAAACAUUUAUAGGUUGCAGCCUAGAAAACGAGAUGGGCUGCCGUGGAUUUUGGAGGCAGAUCUGGAUGUUCAGGAAUAUGUUUAUCAUCAUUCUCACCCCCAUUGUACUGCUGCCGUUGCCCGUAGUGCUUCAGGAUAGAGCGGCGAGCUGCGCCUAUGCAAUCAUUAUAAUGGCCAUUUAUUGGGUGUUUGAAGUUCUUCCGAUGGCCGUAACAGCGCUUCUCCCAUUGGUCAUAAUGCCCCCUCUGGGAGUUUUGGGCGCUAAGGAUCUUGCAGUGAACUAUCUCAAGGAUACGAAUUUUCUGUUUGUCGGUGGACUAUUGGUUGCUGUUGCAGUCGAAAGGUGGAAUCUUCACAAACGAAUAGCACUUCGUGUCCUUUUACUUGUGGGAGCAAAGCCAAAGUGGUUGAUGUUCGGGUUCAUGACUGUAACAGCAUUCCUGUCCAUGUGGAUCAGUAAUACGGCAACUACUGCAAUGAUGGUGCCGAUCGUCCAAGCCGUACUUCUUCAGUUAAAUGAAGGUCAGGACGAUGACGUUGAAGGAAGUGGGGAGCUAGACAAUGAACUCGAAGGAACUACAAAUAUCGCAUAUAUUGCCGAUGAACGGAAAUCAACUUCUAGUUCCUAUUAUGAGGACAAAGUUAACGGCAUUGAUGCUAGCGUAACAGUUGCACAGGGAGUACCAGCUAAAGUUGAGACUAACCACAAAGUUCCAUACACUAAUACUGCUCAGGAGGUGUUUGAGGAUGAACAAGCCGAUAAGAAAAAAGACGAAUUAGAUGGAAGGGGCAAGUAUGGUUCUAUAGGGAAAGAUGCCAUUGACUUGGAACUUAAAGAAAUCGAGUUUACAGACAGUGUGAAUACCGUGACGGCAAAACAGAGCAAAGAGGAAGCGCAGAAUUAUCAGAAAGUGUGCAAGGGUCUCACGAUGUGCAUUUGCUACGCGGCAAAUAUAGGUGGCAUGGCGACUCUUACCGGAACCGGACCAAAUCUUGUCCUAAGCGGGCAAGCCGGAACGUUAUUCGGAGACGAGGCUGGGAUUAACUUCAGUUCCUGGUUCAUCUUUGCCUUCCCUACCAUGAUCAUUUGCCUCUUCAUCGCCUGGGUUUGGCUUCAGUUGCUCUUCUUGGGCUGGAGGGAAAUGUUUGGCUGUUGUCUCCGAAGAAAUGAUCCAAACGCCAACGCCAAGGAAAAGAGAGUAAAAAAGGUUAUAAGACAAACUUACGAUGAAAUGGGACCAAUGUCGUUUGCAGAGAUCGGAGUCCUCUGCCAUUUCAUAUUACUAGCUCUACUAUGGCUUACAAGAAAUCCACAGUUCAUAGACGGUUGGGGCUCACUCUUCCCCAAAGGGUUUGUGACCGAUGCAUCUACAGGGAUCACAGUUGCAGUACUUCUCUUCAUCUUUCCCUCCAAAAAGCCAACGUUUCUCUGCUGCAAACCUAAAAAUGAUCCAAACGCUCCUAGGCCUGUUCCCGCUCUCCUCGACUGGGCCACUGUGCAGGAGAAGUUCCCCUGGAAUAUUAUACUCAUUUUAGGGGGAUCAUUCGCACUAGCUGCAGCGUGCAAGGAAUCAGGACUAUCAGCGUGGCUUGGAGGCCAGAUGGAAGGACUAAAGGACGUCCCCACGGUUGUAUUUGUACUGCUCCUUUGUGUAAUAGUGGCUACGUUUACAGAGGUGACGAGUAACACGGCGGCUGCUUCAAUAUUUCUCCCAAUACUUGCAGAAUUAGGAGUCAGUAUCAACGUUCAUCCAUUGCUGUUUAUGAUACCAGCAACACUAGCAUGUUCCUUCGCCUUUAUGCUCCCUGUAGCUACACCACCUAAUGCAAUCGUGUUUACAUAUGGUCAUCUUAGGAUCAUUGAUAUGGUGAAGACCGGUAUAGCCAUGAAUAUAUUCUGUGUACUCAUCGUAACAUUCAGUAUAACUACAUACGGCACGGCAUUCUUCAAACUGGACACUUUCCCAGAUUGGGCAAUGCGAGAUCCAGUUGCUAAUACAACAAUCAUG
Messenger RNA from Owenia fusiformis, 2379 nucleotides. NCBI's taxonomy places the organism in Eukaryota, Metazoa, Annelida, Polychaeta, Sabellida, Oweniidae. The record is from the annotation of a GenBank genome assembly.